Molecule: messenger RNA, 2057 nt
Organism: Myotis lucifugus (little brown bat)
Lineage: Eukaryota; Metazoa; Chordata; Mammalia; Chiroptera; Vespertilionidae
Gene: TTPAL
Product: alpha tocopherol transfer protein like
Exons: 5
Coding region: 108-1136 (342 amino acids)
Cellular component (GO): membrane
Molecular function (GO): phosphatidylinositol bisphosphate binding
Source: RefSeq, a predicted model, not a curated record
CGGGCCGGCCGGGAGUGCGGGUCGUUCUGCGCGUGCUGCCGGACGAGGCUCCCGCCGCCGACUGACCCGCGCUCCGCCCCGUAACCGGGCCGGCACCCUGGUAGCUAAUGUCAGAAGAAAGUGACUCUCUGAGAACUAGCCCUUCUGUGGCCUCACUUUCCGAAAAUGAGCUGCCACCAGCACCCAAGCCUCCUGGCUACGUGUGCUCGCUGACGGAAGAACUGGUCACCAAGGCCAGGGAAGAGCUGCAGGAGAAGCCGGAAUGGAGACUUCGAGACGUGCAGGCCCUGCGUGACAUGGUGCGGAAGGAGUUCCCGAACCUGCGCACCUCUCUGGACGAUGCCUUCCUGCUGCGCUUCCUCCGAGCCCGCAAGUUUGAUUAUGACCGGGCCCUGCAGCUCCUGAUCAACUACCACAGCUGUAGGAGAAGUUGGCCUGAAGUCUUCCAUAACCUGAAGCCGUCGGCCUUAAAAGAUGUCCUCGCUUCCGGAUUCCUCACCGUGCUGCCCCACACCGACCCGCGGGGCUGCCAUAUCCUCUGCAUCCGCCCAGACAGAUGGAUACCGAGCAACUAUCCAAUUACCGAAAACAUCCGAGUCAUAUACUUGACAUUAGAAAAGCUCAUUCAGUCUGAAGAAACCCAAGUGAAUGGAAUUGUAAUUCUUGCAGACUACAAAGGAGUGAGCUUAUCAAAAGCAUCUCACUUUGGCCCUUUUAUAGCCAAAAAGGUGAUUGGCAUCCUUCAGGAUGGCUUCCCCAUUCGGAUAAAAGCGGUCCAUAUCGUGAAUGAACCUCGAAUAUUUAAAGGCAUUUUUGCCAUUAUAAAACCAUUUCUGAAGGAGAAAAUAGCAAACAGAUUUUUCCUCCACGGGUCUGACCUGAACUCUCUCCACACAAACCUUCCAAAAAGUAUUCUCCCCAAGGAGUACGGGGGCACGGCUGGCGAGCUGGACAUUGCUGCCUGGAACGCGGUGCUGCUGGCCUCGGAGGAGGACUUUGUGAGAGAGUUCUGCCAGCCUGUCCCCGCCUGCGACAGCAUCCUGGGGCGGGCCCUGCUUCCCGAGGGGCUGACCUCAGAUGCGCAGGGUGAUGACUCCAUGCGGGCUGUGAAGUCACAGCUGUACUCCUGCUAUUAGCCAGUCCCUUGUGAGCACCACCAGCUUUACGUCCUUCCCUUUUGUUCUUUGGGGAGGCACAGGAGGAUUUCAGGUGCCAUGGAUUCUUGCUCCUUGUAAUUAAGCUGCAGCAGGGAGGAAAAGCUGAGCGUGAGCGGAAGGGCAUGCCCUGGAUCACUUGAAUUAUUCCACGAAGACAUGGAAAACGUUCCCAGUGAUUCCCAAAUUUGUGGAAUCCCAGUUUGCAACCAUUAAUCUGGAAGUUGUUUCUGGUUCUUAAACAUCUCAAAGCAGGAAGAAUGAGGACCAAAGUCACUUUGAUCCCAUCUUCAGGAGAAAACAACCCGAUUGGCCAGUCAGCACACUCCUGUGAAACACUUGGAUCCAGCCUGCAUGGUGGCCACAUGUGAGACUUUAGGAGUUUGUGUCUCUCACAUGAACCCUAACUCCAGACUUCUGUUGCUCAUCAGGAAUCUACAAGUUUUUGGCCCAGGUACCUGUUGCCAUCAUGGGUUUGGAAAGCACCUUGUCUGCAUCGGGCACACAGCGGGACAUCAGCAGCUUGACCGGGGACUUCCUGAUCAAGUUCGGGAGCCAAGACUUCAAGCACCUGUGGGAUUCAUUGGUUGAAUCUUGCAGUAGAAACUAGUUUUCCCAAAUCCAUAAAGCCUUAGUCCUGGUUCUCAAUAGAAUCAUGCAAGGUCCUAGAAGUAUAUAAUUUUAUUCAACCUAAAAUACUGGAGGCCAGGCCUGUGUAGCUAAAAGAAUGCUGGCCUAAGAAUUAAGAGACCUGAGCUCCAGCCUCAGAUGUGUGGCCAUGGAUAAGACCUGGGCCUCUGUGAGCCUCAGUUUCCUCAUCUGUAAAAUGAUGCUCAAUGAAAUGACACUUAGGGCCCUUUGGGCUGCUGAGGUUCUGGGGUUUGAUUUAGUUAUUGGAUGUUA